Molecule: messenger RNA, 1062 nt
Organism: Lachancea thermotolerans CBS 6340
Lineage: Eukaryota; Fungi; Ascomycota; Saccharomycetes; Saccharomycetales; Saccharomycetaceae
Product: nitronate monooxygenase
Exons: 1
Coding region: 1-1062 (353 amino acids)
Molecular function (GO): nitronate monooxygenase activity
Source: RefSeq, a predicted model, not a curated record
AUGAGCUCUUCGCUACGAUCGAUAUACCCUUGGAUCCGGUCACCUCUUGUAGCUUGCUCACCAAUGCUGCGCAUCUCGCAGCCGGCUCUCGCGGUGGCCGUGUCGCACGCAGGCGGGCUGGGGUUUGUCGCGGGAGGCUAUGACACGGACGAGCUGGCGCUCAACAUGAAGAACGCUGUGGGCCUUCUCAGAGGUCUGGAUCCGCCUGUUCCCACGCAGACGGGCGUUCUUCCAAUAGGGAUAGGAUUCGUACUAUGGGGGUGCGACCUGGAACGGUCCGUGCAAGUGAUUCAGCAGUUUGUACCGGCCGCGGUGUGGCUCUUCGCUGCGCCCAGCAACGAACAGUACGCUCUCUGGGCGAGCCGGAUCCGGGACGCUACGCAGAGUCGAACGCAGAUCUGGAUACAGGUCGCGGGCGUCAAAGAAGGCCUCGACGUGGUGCGCGCGGCACAGCCUGAUGUGCUAGUCGCACAGGGGAACGAUGCUGGUGGGCACGGAAUGAAAAGGUCAGCUAGCGUGAUAUCCUUAGUGCCUGAACUCCGCGAUUCGCUCGACGCACACGGCUUCGGCCGCACCACCGUGUUAGCAGCCGGAGGGAUCGUCGACGGUAGGGGCGCGGCCGCUGCGCUGGUGCUUGGCGCGGACGGUGUGGUGAUGGGUACCAGAUUCUUGGCCUCUCACGAAGCCGUUGUUGCCAAAGGCUACCAGCAAGAGCUUCUUCGGGCGGAGGAUGGCGGAGUCAGCACCGUAAGAUCGAGACUUUUCGACCGCGUCAAAGAGACCAACGGGUGGCCCGACGACUACGACGGCAGAGCCUUUGUCAACAGAACAUUUCUCGAUGCCCAGAACGGCAUGCCAGUUGAACAAAACAUAAGCCUGCACAAGCAGGAGGUUGCUCACGGAGAUACCGAUGGAGGCGUCAAAGCAAGAACAAUCAGAUAUGCGGGGACUGGUGUUGGUUUAAUCCACGACGUUGUUCCUGCCGCAGAAAUAGUCAACACAGUGGCCGCGGAGGUUGAAAUGUCACUGGCCAAGGCAAUAAAGAAAUUGAACGCAGCUUAA